Megalopta genalis is the source of this 7772-nucleotide messenger RNA. The record is from RefSeq and is a predicted model, not a curated record. Lineage: Eukaryota; Metazoa; Arthropoda; Insecta; Hymenoptera; Halictidae.
AAUCAAAUCUCCCUCCAUUCCUGUGUUCAGACUGUACCAAUCAUGGCUUUUUGAUUUCAUUCUUUGAACGCAAUAACGAAACGUUAAUUUGAUUAAUUACGCAACUUACACAACAUUACACCUAACAAUAAGCACGAGAAAAAAUUGAGUCAUCUACGAUCAGCCCUUAUCGUUGAAUACAUUGUCGAUGCGUAGCGCGACGAGUGCAUAUUAUUGCCGUAUGUGAACGCACGCAUAAACGAUGUUUGCAUACGCGAAAUAAAGCGCACAAGAAAACUUAAUUGUCGAUGGGAGUAUUAAAUGUCUGCGAAGCCUGUGAAUAAGCAACAUGAAUCGGCAUGGUUAGUGUGUACAGUUCUCGUAGUGUGUUCGGUCUACAUAAACACGGCGCCAUGAUGUUCCUGCAACGCCAUAAUACUGCUAUGUAUACGACGUUUCGUUCUUUCCAUGGAUAAAUAUUUUGUAGUUGAAACUGCACGCGACAUACGAAAAGAAUAGAGUCUUAUCGAACGAUUUCGCUGCAUCGAAAUUAUUUCUAUGCAGUUUGGUGUCGGUGAGUACGCAAAGAAACUUCCGAAUACUUCCUAAAAUUCUGUGUGUGUACGUUCUCUGUUAACUACAUACAUAUUACUUAUUGCGAAUUGUACCCCGACUCUCCGCCACCGAAAGGAGCAAAAGAGAUACAGAUUGAAAGACAGACGACAGAAGAUAAGAAAGAAGAGAGGGAGAGAGAGAGAGAGAGAGAGAGAAAGAGAGAGAGAGAGAGUAAGAGAGAGAGAGGUGGAAAGAUUAUGAACGCUGCGAGUGGCUAUACUGUGUUACAAGAAAAUUUACUUAGAUGUUUAUCGUGUUCGUAGAAUUGUUGUUAUUAAGAACACGAUAAAGUCAAGGUGUGGAAUCGAUAAAUUGACGAAUAUUUCUCUUCGAUCGUGAUGGCGAGCGGUUGGCGUCAAGAAUGUGGUAACAGUGGGAGAUUGUAGUAAAAACAAUGCUGGAUCGCUAAGUAAUUACGUGUUGUUUAGGAACAGGAAUACCAUAAGAAAAAUCAUAGAUAUAGUUUGAAUACUACAGUAUUUUUAACAUGGACGAUGAAGAGGGAUCCUCGAGCUCUGGACCUAUGUCUUCUUUGAAUAGUUUAUUUUCAUUCACUAGUCCCGCUGUAAAAAAGUUGCUCGGCUGGAAGCAGGGUGAUGAAGAGGAAAAAUGGGCUGAAAAGGCGGUUGAUUCGCUGGUAAAAAAAUUGAAAAAAAGAAAGGGUGCAAUAGAAGAGCUAGAACGUGCCUUGAGUUGUCCCGGUACACCUAGCAAGUGCGUGACAAUACCAAGAAGUUUAGAUGGUAGGCUACAAGUAUCGCAUCGUAAGGGUCUGCCACAUGUUAUUUAUUGUCGGGUAUGGAGAUGGCCAGAUUUACAAUCUCACCAUGAAUUGAAACCAUUAGAAUUAUGUCAGUAUCCUUUCUCUGCAAAACAGAAGGAAGUUUGUAUCAAUCCCUAUCAUUAUAAAAGAGUGGAGAGUCCGGUACUUCCACCAGUACUGGUGCCAAGACAUUCAGAAUAUCCUCCUGGACAUUCUUUGCUACCAUUUCACCAGAUAGCCGAACCAACAAUGCCGCAUAAUGUAUCAUAUUCUUCCAGUGGAUUUAAUGCUGGAUCCACUGGGGGUGUAAACCCAACUUCGCCUAUGUCUUCAGUUGGUUCAGUUCCCAGUCCAGGAAGUACAACAUCACCAAAUCCACAGAGUCCUUAUGGCACCAAUGGAUUACCAGAAACUCCUCCUCCAGCUUAUUCUCCACCCGAAGANGACGUUUCGUUCUUUCCAUGGAUAAAUAUUUUUAUUUUUAACAUGGACGAUGAAGAGGGAUCCUCGAGCUCUGGACCUAUGUCUUCUUUGAAUAGUUUAUUUUCAUUCACUAGUCCCGCUGUAAAAAAGUUGCUCGGCUGGAAGCAGGGUGAUGAAGAGGAAAAAUGGGCUGAAAAGGCGGUUGAUUCGCUGGUAAAAAAAUUGAAAAAAAGAAAGGGUGCAAUAGAAGAGCUAGAACGUGCCUUGAGUUGUCCCGGUACACCUAGCAAGUGCGUGACAAUACCAAGAAGUUUAGAUGGUAGGCUACAAGUAUCGCAUCGUAAGGGUCUGCCACAUGUUAUUUAUUGUCGGGUAUGGAGAUGGCCAGAUUUACAAUCUCACCAUGAAUUGAAACCAUUAGAAUUAUGUCAGUAUCCUUUCUCUGCAAAACAGAAGGAAGUUUGUAUCAAUCCCUAUCAUUAUAAAAGAGUGGAGAGUCCGGUACUUCCACCAGUACUGGUGCCAAGACAUUCAGAAUAUCCUCCUGGACAUUCUUUGCUACCAUUUCACCAGAUAGCCGAACCAACAAUGCCGCAUAAUGUAUCAUAUUCUUCCAGUGGAUUUAAUGCUGGAUCCACUGGGGGUGUAAACCCAACUUCGCCUAUGUCUUCAGUUGGUUCAGUUCCCAGUCCAGGAAGUACAACAUCACCAAAUCCACAGAGUCCUUAUGGCACCAAUGGAUUACCAGAAACUCCUCCUCCAGCUUAUUCUCCACCCGAAGAUGGAUCACAACCUGGACAGUCACCACCACCUGAUCCAGUAGCAAUGGAUACAACUGGCUCAGCCGAAGUGGCUCCAGUGUGUUACCAGGAACCACCCUAUUGGGCCUCUAUCGCUUAUUACGAGCUAAACUGCAGAGUGGGAGAAGUUUUUCAUUGUCACUCUCACUCUGUAAUAGUAGAUGGCUUCACAAAUCCAAGCAACAAUUCUGACCGUUUUUGCCUUGGACAAUUAUCUAAUGUAAAUCGGAAUUCUACUAUCGAGAAUACAAGAAGACAUAUAGGCAAAGGAGUGCAUCUAUAUUAUGUAGGUGGCGAAGUAUACGCAGAAUGUCUUUCCGACUCUGCUAUAUUCGUGCAAUCUAGAAAUUGUAAUCACCAUCACGGAUUUCAUCCUAGUACAGUUUGUAAGAUUCCACCAGGAUGUUCAUUGAAGAUAUUUAAUAACCAGGAGUUUGCCCAGCUACUUUCGCAAAGUGUGAAUCACGGCUUCGAAGCUGUUUACGAGUUAACAAAAAUGUGUACUAUAAGAAUGUCCUUUGUUAAAGGAUGGGGUGCUGAAUACCAUCGACAAGAUGUCACAUCAACUCCUUGUUGGAUAGAAGCACAUUUACACGGACCAUUACAGUGGUUGGAUAAAGUGUUAACGCAAAUGGGUUCUCCCCAUAAUGCUAUAAGUUCUGUGUCAUAAUUUGUGCUUUGUGUUUCAUUGCUAGGAAAAAAGAUAUAGUGAAAUGUAGAAAGAAACCUGAUGAUUUGGGAGCAGUUUUUAAUAUUACAUAGUGCUAUAGUAAUAUAGACUGUAAGAGAUUUAAGAAAGAAUAACGAGAAUGGUAAGUGAAACGAAGCUGUCCAAACACGAGACUUGUCUCUUGUCAGCGCAAUGGAAAAAUAGUUGAUAGUAUAAUACUUAUGAAAAUAAAGGAUUGCAGAAGUCGAUAAGUAUUGAAUGUGAUCCUUAGUAUGAAAAAAUUUCAGAGAACAUAGUGUACACAAAAAGAAGUUGUACAACUUUCGGCUGUUACAUAGGGAGAGAAUUUUAGUAAAAAUAUAAUGUCGUACAUAUAUAAAUAUAAAUAUAUAUAUAUCUAUAUUCAUAUAUGUAUAUAUGUAUAUACAUAUGUAAGAAAUGGGUCUUUGAAAUUAUUACCCGCGUAUAUUCCAAAGAUUUACUAUAAAAUAAUAAAUUAAGAAACUAGACUGAGGUCAAAAUUCAAGUGACACAAUUAAACGUUCGUGAUUAUAGCGCAUUUUUAUCUUCAAAAAGAUCACUAACAGCGCAACGAUUUAAAAUUCGAAAUAUUACGCAAUGUAACUUUCUGACCUAAAGUAAUGCUAUUCUUACAUAUAUAUAUAUGUAUAUAUGUAUAUAUAUAUACAUAUACAUAUACAUAUAUACAUAUAUAUAUGCAUUACCGCUCAAAUGUUAGUACAGGCUAAAUUAAAUGUAAAUUUUUGUUAGAUCUGUGAGCUGUAGAACAGUUAGAAUUUUUGAUGAUUAAUUUCGAUAUAGAAAAAUAAGGCAAAAGGCCUUUUCUUGACAUUACAGAUACUAAUUUUAAAAAUUUUUCUUGCUAAAUGUUUCAUUAACUAUCUUAUAGCAGUUCCUAUAAAAGCUUUCAGGAUCUCAAAGCCUUUUUCUUUCUCUAAAUAGUUCCUAUAUAACAUUGAUGUGUAUUUUUGAUCGUUAAAAAACCAAACUUUGUCCACAUGCUGUCCAUAAUUAUCCAGUCCUGAUGUUUUAAUUUGUACACCUCAGUUCUUUAGUACUAUCCAUUUUUGACUGGCGAUACUCGUGAAUUAUGCUUUUGCAGAUUUCAGCUAAGACUGAUGAGUCGUCAUUGUCACUGCCGAUGAUAACUUGUAUAGUAAAAAAUAAAUGCUUUGAAUAUGUUUAAAAUAGGGUUAGUGGUUCUAUUAAAAGCAGUGAUUUUAUUGCAUAGUAUUUGCUUGUAAAAUAAAGACAGCAGAGGUGUGUAUACUUACUUUUGAGCGGUAGCGUAUGUGUAUAUGAGAAAUCAUAUUUUUCAAAUCUAUUCGAUUAAUUCUAAUAUCUUAUUUUAUAUAUGGACAAUUGUUGUGAAGAUACUUGCUAAUGCUGUACCAUGAACGCUUUACUAGAUUGUUUUGAGAUUUACAGUUGAACAAAACAACCGCUACGAAGCAAAAGGAAAGCGAUUACCAGUCGUCAGAGAUAAAACGCUACAGAUUUUCAGCUAUGUAACAUUUUUAAGGUUUACAGUUUUAAAGAACAGUACGCGUGCUUUCAAAGCAUCUGAUUUAUGCCUAAACAAGACUUAGACUAUUCAAAUUUAUUACUAUAUAGACUGUACUGUAAGUGUAAUUAAUUUCGAUUUUACUAAUGCAAUUAAUAUUUCAAUAUAGACAUCAGAUGCUGAUCUCACGUUGACGUUUGGAAGUUAACUGCAUCCGAUGACGUAUUGGAAUAUUAACUCCGGUAAUGCGUAUAAAGGAUAUUUUUUAUGCAACGUUCCCUAACAUUCGUGUAAUGUAAGUCUUUGGAUGUAGCCUUAUAAGAAAACUAAUGUGACAACUAACAUAGCGUCAUUUACUCGCUACUCGUCCGAUUUUGAAAGUACUAUAAUAAGGGAUUAUGUAGUGGCCCCCAUCUCCCAGCACUUUUCAGAUGUAUUCGUGAAUUCCAAACUACAAUGAACGUUGAUGUAUGUAUAUACCGUAAAGUAUACUGAUUAUAUUGCGUUGCGUGCAAUUCAAAUGAUUGGUAUUAAACCUGAUGCAAAAUGUGGAAAUUUGAUGAGUAGAUUUCUGAAAAGUGCCAAAAUCGUCUGUAUGUGAACGCUUUUUAUUUAAGGCCACGAUCAGUUCUAUCGAAACUUGAAAUCAUCGACAAAUAACAUCCUAUUUACUAGAAUGACCAUAAAGUCUAUGUGAAAACUAUUUCGUGUAAACAAUGUUGAGUAUGAGAAUUGCAUGUCACAUACAUUCGGUAAAGUGCUAGAAAGGUCAUAUGAAUAUUUUCAUUGAGAUUAAGGCGAAAUGAAAAUUGUCUGUCAUUUUAUGUAUUCAUGAUGAGACAUUGUGAUGUACACAUUGCAUACACGCACACCAACAACACUUUUCAUAGUUUCUGCAUUAAGAUACACAGGUAUUACCGAUGAAGCACGAAUCUCGACCGAACGUUUAUAGACUGCGAUACCUGUGACACGUUCAUAGACUGCAACAUCCAAUUUACAUACUAUAUAUUCCAAUGAUCUUCUGGCUUGCCGAUCGAUUCAUUACUAUUCAACGAAUUACUGUUUCUUUUAUGUAUAUCCUACGUAUGUUUCAACGUUAAGUAUAUAAACGCUAUCCAAGAAGAGAACAGAACUGAACUGAAACAAAAGUCACUGCCGCUUGCUAUUAUUUAGAUUUGUCGAUGUACCUAGCUGUGAUUCUUUGCUACCAAAUUUAGCAAAUUGCGUGUGGGUAAACAACGAUGACUUGAAUGCUCUUUAUCAAAUUGUAACAAAUAUUUGGAUUCAAGAGAGAAAAAGAGAAAGAGAGAGAGAGAGAGAAGAACGCGCACGACAAUAAUUCAUCGCUAAAAAAGAGAGAAGACAACCAUUUGCACAACGAAUAAAAGCCAAUUCAGUCACGAGUAUCGAGGGUUUCCAUUUACCGUUUCUUCGUGAUCACCUGCGUGUGAAAUCGUUUAGCCUGAACAAACUAAAGAAUAUUUUUCAUACCGAUCUACAAUGUAAUUGGUGUUGAAGUUUCUACUUUUCUUUUUCUUUUCUAUUUUUUUCUUUUGAAUCAAUGUAUAUCGAAUUUUAAACGUUGUUUAGGUAUAUCGAGCUUGUCGCACACGUAACGAGCACAAAGCUUUGUCGCAAGUUGUAUGUAUAAAUAGUUACAUAUGUAAUACCUAUACUUAGAGCUUUUACUCUUCGUUGGUAUCGUUUCUUGAUUUCUUUGUUAAUGGAAGCACCGUGCGUCACGAUUCCCGUUUCCAAAUCGCCUGACGCAGCCUUAAUUGCAUACAGUUUUUCCGACUGCUAAUUAAGAGAAAGCCUAGUUAACAUUACACCGUAAUUGUAUAUAGGAUGUUUAAUUUAACUUGACCGUGUACGAAAUAUUGUCAGAAGCAACGUUCUCAAUUAAACAGAUGUACAGGUUUCACCGGUUCUCGUCCAAUUAGAAGUACACGUGUUAAUAAUAAUAGUAUUUUGUAACAUGAUUUUGUGCCGGUCAUGAUAAAUGUAACAUGCUGUUCGAUUGAGUAAGUGCCGUCUAAGUUUCGUGCCUUGGAUGCCUUUUAUAUUCUAUACAUGCCUUAUAGAUAUACAUAAAUAUUAUUAGAAAAUUAAGCGUUACUGUACAUCUAACCAGACUCGGUGCAUCGUUUACAAUGUUUGUACUGAAAACAGUAUUAACAAUUGAUUGCAAACAAGAAAAACGUACAAAUACUUUUCUCGCUAUGCAUAGAUUCUAUUUAAAGUGAAUAAUGACAAUUUGAAACGAUCUAGCCUACGAUAAACUUAAACAUAAUAUUAAUUCGCAUAAUAUAUGAUAUAUAAAGAAGAUAUAAGAAGUUUUAGAUGCAACGUGUGAAACAAGAUGACGAAUUUAAACGUUUGAAUUUUGAACGUUUCGCGCCACUCUCUGCGCAGACUCUGUUGUUCGCUUGCGGUCCUAUGAAUUUUAGACGUAUUAUUGUGCGCGUCGCAAAUUAAUAAGAGUUAAUUGUAUCUCGGAAACGUAUAUCCACGAAAAACACAGACGUAUGUGAAAUGAUUGGGAACAGGCGAUUUGAAAAGGGGAUACGUGAUCGUUCUAGAUAUUGAUGCUCCUUCGCAAGUCAGCGUAACAUAUCGGAAGCGCUUCCGGUGUGCAGCAUGACGAAAAUGACAAUUACAACAUAAAAUGAUCACAUUGUUUUGCACGAUCGGUGAUCUACGUCAGGGCAGGUGCAGUUUCGCGAAGCAAUGGGUGUCACAAUAUGGUAUGACUUUAUUAUCGUUAUAAGAUUACGAGAAUCGUUGAACUCGAUGCUCUUCGAAUACGUUAGAAUAUGUUUUAAAGGUUAGCUCUUUGUUUCCCACGACUGUCACACGAGACGACGAAAGGUCGGCAACACUACGAAAUCUUCAUUUAUGUGCUACUGUAUCUGCAUUUCUGGUAAUCACAGUGUUGUGCAGCUACCGAAUAUAAAUAAAAACUAUUUCCUAUCUGUGUAUCUAUGUGCAACGAAA